Messenger RNA from Eufriesea mexicana, 604 nucleotides. It is a transcript of the gene ND-B18, whose product is annotated as NADH dehydrogenase (ubiquinone) B18 subunit. The record is from RefSeq and is a predicted model, not a curated record. Bases 81 to 449 code for a protein of 122 amino acids. NCBI's taxonomy places the organism in Eukaryota, Metazoa, Arthropoda, Insecta, Hymenoptera, Apidae. The transcript is spliced from 3 exons. Gene Ontology annotation, cellular component: respiratory chain complex I; mitochondrion.
UGUCAGUAUUGUGCUUUGUAGAACCCGUUUUUUGGGGGGCAUAUAUUAUUUUUUGGCAAUAGCUCUAUAGCAGUAAUAAAAUGGGUAACACGUUCCAGAAACUGUUUAGUAGCGAUCCUUUUCCAGCAAGCAAAACUCCAUCUUUUGAUUCGCAUUUUGGCUUUUCGGGUGAACGUAAAAAAAGGGUUGCGCCUGUAUCCGAGGACGUUUUGGUAGGUGCCAGAGUUCCGCUGAAAUAUAGAGAUUAUUGUGUACAUCUUUACUUAGAGGUUGAGAAGUGUUGUAAGAAAGAAUUUCCUUAUUUUGCGCUAUGUAAGGGUGUCUUACAUAGAUAUAAACAAUGUGAAUACGAUGACUAUGUUUUAAGAAUGAAAGAAUAUGAAAGAGAACGUAGGCUUCUACUCAGAAAACAAGCAAAGGAGAAUGCUUUGCAAGCAGUUGCAGUUUAGAUUUUAUAUUACCCAAAGUUGUUCGGAUCUAGAACAUGUAUAUAUGAAGUUUACAUUGUAAAAGUUAUUACAAUAAAGAGUGAAAGGUGUAUAUUAGUAGAAAAGUGUAAAUAUUAUUAUUGUUACUGUUAUUAUUCUCAUGUUUUUCAUAAAAU